Odontomachus brunneus is the source of this 999-nucleotide messenger RNA. RefSeq names its product acidic leucine-rich nuclear phosphoprotein 32-related protein 2-like. Lineage: Eukaryota; Metazoa; Arthropoda; Insecta; Hymenoptera; Formicidae. The record is from RefSeq and is a predicted model, not a curated record. The coding region runs from base 432 to 809 and encodes 125 amino acids. The transcript is spliced from 2 exons.
UAAAAAACAGUAAAGAACGCUAAUAAAACGGUAAAAAACGGUUAAAACAACGGUAAAGAAACGGUAAAGAAACGGUAAGGAAACGGUAAAAAAAAACGGUAUAGAAUAGUAAAGAAACCGUAAAUUGAGAUUCUCAUUGCAAUCUUAAGUAUCACAAUGCAACAUUUUUUUAUGCUGAUACAUCAAUGUGUGGACGCGGUCGACUGCAAGACGCCGUCAGACUGCAUAUGCGACAACGAAAAUACGUACGACAUAUGAUAUUGGUAUUAAGGAGCACGUUAGGCUGUGCUGAUCUUGCACAUUUGAUAGAGCAACCCUCUCCAAACGAGAUAUGUUUGUUCGAAAGAGAUAGUGAUGGACCAUAUAAAAGUCAUCCAGCAGUCCGACAAAUAGUCCAGGAUUGAAUCCUAAGAGACAAACAAGUUAAAAUAAUGUUCUAUACGGUAAAAUUCCAGAGACCUCCAUUUGAGGAGGAGGAGUUGAUACCAAACCACCCACCAAUGUUCGAGGAAGAUAAUAUUGCGGAGAUUGAUGAAGAGCAGGAGGAGAUGGAGGAGGAGGAUGAAAAUGAGGAACAGUCGACCGAUAAUGGUAAGAGAGAAUACAACAUUUAUUAUAAUAAUAACUCUACAUUAAAAUUUUCAUUUUUGUAUUCAAAUUUUAUUUCAGAAGAAUAUAACAUUGAUUUAGUAAAUAUAAGUAGUGGAGAAGAGGAUGAUAUGGAUACCGUGGAAAGGGAGAAGGAGGAGGAGGAGGUGGAGAAGGAGAUGGAGGACCAAGAGGUAAGAGAGAGAACACAAUUAUUAUAAUAUUAACUUUACAUAAAAAUUUUCAAUUUUUCUGUAUUCAAAUUUUAUUUCAGAAGGCUAUAACAUGGAAUUGAUGAACAUAAGUAGUGGAGAGGAGGAUAAGAUGGAGACCGACGAAAGGGAAGGGGUAGAGGAUGAGGAGGAGGAGGGGAUAAAAUCAUUAUAAUAUAAAAUAGCUAUUACUUCUUAA